CCAGCCCGGGCUCAGGGUGUGGCAGGCGGUCAGCCCUGCAGCAAGGGAGGUGCUGGGUGUCCUGCUCGGAUGCCUCUGCCCGAGUCACCUUCCUCUUACUCAGCGGCCAGUGAGGCCUUGGCCUGGAAGAAGGGCAGCAGUGUCCUGUGUUUAUGACCCUCGUGAAAGGGCUGUUGUCUCCGUCCUCCUGGAGACAGCAGCCCUGUGCGCCAGCAUGAAUGGGGCUAUUCUGUGCUGUGGCUCUGGGCUAAGCACACUCGCUAGCACCGGCACAAAGGGGCCGUGUCCACGCGGCACACGGGGCACAGGGCACGGACAGGGCCCCGGGGAGUGCAGGACGUGGGCUGCUCCUGGCCAGGAGGAGCCGUGCACACCUGCUCCAGUCAUCAUGACGGAGCCUGACCCGCAGGGGUGAGCAAGAAGAUGUAGCGGAGCUGCCGCGAGGCGCUACCUGCCCCAGCUUGCUGUGGACAGCCGAGCCCAGACGAGCGGCCCACCCCGGGCACCCCUUGGGCCACCCUCACCAUGUCCAAGAAGGGCAUGGGCGGCCGAGGCAAGGGGGACAAGGCGGAGGUCCUCGCGGCUCUGCAGGCCGCCAACGAGGAGCUGCGGGCCAAGCUCACUGACAUCCAGAUCGAGCUGCAGCAGGAGAAAAGCAAGGUGAGCCGGGUGGAGAGGGAGAAGAACCAGGAGCUGAGGCAGGUGCGGGAGCACGAGCAGCACAAGAACGCCGUCCUGCUCACCGAGCUCAAGACGAAGCUGCACGAGGAGAAGAUGAAGGAGCUGCAGGCCGUGCGCGAGGCGCUGCUGCGGCAACACGAGGCCGAGCUGCUGAGGGUCAUUAAGAUCAAGGACAACGAGAACCAGCGGCUGCAGGCGCUGCUGCACGCCCUGCGCGACGGCGCCCCCGACAAGGCCAAGAUCGUGCUGCUGUCCGAGGCCAAGGAGGAGGCCAAGAAGGGGUUCGAGGCAGAGAAGAUCAAAAUGCAGCAGGAGAUCUCGGAGCUCAAGGGGGCCAAGAAGCAGGUGGAGGAGGCGCUGACCAUCGCGGUGCAGGCCGACAAGAUCAAGGCCGCGGAGAUCCGGAGCGUGUAUCACCUCCACCAGGAGGAGAUCUCCCGCAUCAAGAAGGAGUGCGAGCGGGAGAUCCGCAGGCUGAUGGAGGAGAUAAAAUUUAAAGACAGAGCAGUCUUCGUGCUGGAGAGAGAGUUAGGGGUUCAAGCCGGGCAUGCUCAGAGACUGCAGCUCCAAAAAGAGGCUCUAGAUGAGCAGCUGUCCCAGGUCAAAGAGGCUGAUCGGCACCUGGGCAGCCCCAGACGGGAACUUCCUUAUGCAGGCGGUGCAGGAGACGCCUCAGACCACUCGGGAAGCCCUGAACAGCAGUUGGAUGAAAAGGAUGCUCGGCGCUUCCAACUUAAAAUUGCAGAGCUGAGUGCGAUCAUUCGGAAGCUGGAGGACCGAAACGCCUUGCUGUCGGAAGAAAGGAAUGAGCUGUUAAAGCGCUUAAGGGAAGCUGAGAGCCAGUAUAAGCCCUUGCUGGAUAAAAACAAACGUCUUACCCGGAAAAAUGAAGAUCUGUCCCAUACUUUACGUCGGAUGGAAAACAAGUUAAAAUUUGUCACGCAGGAGAACAUAGAAAUGAGACAGAGAGCCGGGAUCAUCCGGAGACCCAGCUCCUUAAACGACCUGGACCAAAGUCAGGACGAGAGAGAAGUUGACUUCUUGAAACUUCAGAUUGUGGAGCAGCAGAACCUCAUAGACGAGCUCUCCAAGACGCUUGAGACGGCCGGCUACGUGAAGAGCGUGCUAGAGCGAGACAAGCUUUUAAGAUAUCGGAAGCAAAGAAAGAAAAUGGCCAAACUCCCCAAGAAGCCGGUGGUGGUGGAGACCUUCUUCGGAUAUGACGAAGAGGCCUCCCUGGAAUCCGACGGCUCUUCCAUCUCUUACCAAACGGACAGGACGGACCAGACCCCGUGUACCCCUGACGACGACCUGGAGGAGGGCGUGGCCAAGGAGGAGACGGAGCUGAGGUUCCGGCAGCUGACCAUGGAGUACCAGGCUCUGCAGCGGGCCUACGCCUUGCUGCAGGAGCAGGUCGGAGGGACGCUGGACGCCGAGCGAGAAGUUAAGACCCGUGAGCAGCUACAAGCGGAAGUGCAGAGGGCCCAGACGCGCAUCGAAGACCUGGAGCAGACCCUGGCCGAGCAGGGCCAGGACAUGAAGUGGAUUGAAGAGAAGCAAGCGCUGUAUCGAAGAAACCAAGAGCUCGUGGAGAAGAUUAAACAAAUGGAAGUAGAAGAGGGUCGGUUAAAACAUGAGGUCCAGGAUGCGAGGGACCAAAAUGAGCUGCUGGAGUUCCGGAUCCUGGAGCUCGAGGAGAGGGAGAGGAAGUCCCCGGCCAUCAACUUCCACCACACCCCCUUCGCGGAAGGGAAGAGCCCCCUCCAGGCCUACUGCGAGGCCGAAGGCGUGACGGACAUCCUGGUCACAGAGCUGAUGAAGCAGCUGGACAUCCUGGGGGAUAACGCCGUAAGUAAUCUGACCAACGAGGAGCAAGUCGUCGUCAUCCAAGCUAGGACGGUCCUGACCUUGGCUGAAAAGUGGCUCCAGCAGAUCGAAGAGACCGAGUCGGCCCUGCAUCGGAGGAUGGUGGACCUGGAGAGUGAGAAGGAGCUGUUCAGUAAGCAGAAGGGCUACCUGGAUGAGGAGCUGGAUUACAGGAAGCAGUCCUUGGACCAGGCUCACAAGCACAUCCUGGAGCUGGAAGCCAUGCUGUACGACGCCCUGCAGCAGGAGGCGGGGGCCAAGGUGGCCGAGAUCCUGUCGGAGGAGGAGCGUGACAAGCUCAAGGUGGCCGUGGAGCAGUGGAAGCGCCAGGUCAUGAGCGAGCUGCGCGAGCGGGACGCCCAGAUCCUGCGGGAGCGCAUGGAGCUGCUACAGCUGGCGCAGCAGAGAAUUAAAGAGUUAGAGGAAAGAAUAGAAGGUCAGAAGCGACAAAUAAAGGAACUGGAAGAAAAGCUUUCAUUCUGUGGUCUUAGCUCGCCUGGCCCCGACCGGCCCCCAGAGGAGCCAGACCCCUUGCCCCCAGCCGGACCAGAGAGCAGUGGGGGCCCGGGCGGCAAGAUCCCACGCCCCGUCUCGUCCCUGAAGCCCCAAGAGGAUCUGGUGUCUGCGGACCCCGUCCUGUCGAGGAAGAAGAGGGAGAAAGGGGGGCGUUGAGCACCUCUGAGCGGGCCACUGUCCUCUGAUGAGCCAGUUUUAGAACUAGUUUUCUGACUGGGGCUCCUCUGGAAGAGGCCUGGUCUUGGCUGCCGGACCCUGGGUCCCUCCUCGGGACGCAGCCUCCCAAUCCCGGUGACAGGGAUGCAUAAGUUCCCUGCUGAGCAGGUGCAAAGAGCCGCUUCUGUGCAGGAGCGUCCACAGCCCUACACUCCCACCUCAUGGCCCCUUGAUAGCGCAACACACGUCUCAGAUGGACCGGUCAGAAAGGACGCAGGCAGGCACCCCACAAAAUGACACCCCGAAGCCUGUGGCCGCAGAGGCGACCUUCAUUCAGGGAAGCCCAGACGGGUCACGGAGGAUGUUCCGAGGAUGGUUCCCCCGACCCCUCGGGUGGCCUAGGAGGACCCGGUCGCUGGGGUCCUGUGCACCUGCUGGCCAACGUGUCCCUGCCUGGUUUAUGACGCUGUCAGCUUGGGAACAGCGGCGGCUGCUGCCCCACCGUGCGUCAACCCCAGGCUUCCAGGCCAGCCUGAGCCGCCCGGAGCAGCGCGGUGGGACAAGAGGGCCUGGCUGUCCUGGGAUGCAGAGCCCCAGGCACCGCAGAGGCCGUGGGCAGCGGCCGGCUGGGGGGGCCCGCGCUGCCCCGUGAGGCUAGGGCAGCCACGCACUGUGUCCUGCAGACACGAGAAGGGAGCCCGACAUCCUGGUGACACGCAGAAAGGACACGGCACAUGGAUGAAGCCCGUUUUAAGCCUGAGGUCCCUCGCUGCCGGGUGCUCUGGCCCACAGCCCAGGGACGUCUGCCAGCACUCGGACACAGCCCGACUCCCGGGCGGGAAGUGGCGCUUCCAUCGACCCUGCACCCUGGUGGUGCAAGGUGUGUGUGUGUGUGCGCGUGCGCGUGCAUGUGCGUGAGUCCCUGUGUAUGCACUCGUGCAUGCUCAACCAGGAGACGAGAUCUUAGCUCUUUUGAGACACCUGGAAGUUGACGUGCUGGGUGGGGACACCUGCAGCCAGGGGAGAAUGUGACCGACGAAUGGCACAGUAUGAAGGGAAAGCAGACUGCGUUUCUGAGGGUCUGGAGGGAGGGCCGCCUGGUCUGCGAGCGUCAGGAUCACUUUGUGUCUGCGUCUGAAGACGUGUUCAACUGUGGUGCGGACGACCGACGCCAGACCAGGCUCGAUGCCCCAGGUUGAAAUCGGGAGAAAGCUUACGGGGUCAGACGGGUCUGCUUCUCCGUAGCGGGGGCGGGAUUUCUGCUGGGCAGUGGGGGGUUGCUCCCUUAACCGACACUCGCCCGGGAAGGACCGUCCUUCCUGUGGUCACGAGAGCCGCAGUGACUCACUCACUUGGGCAAGAUACGGGCAGGCCCACUGCUUCUCUAGCUGAGGCUGCUGCUGGGGUUUGCAGGUCAGAUCCGAGAUCUUGUUUCACCCUCUGCAUAGUCCUGUCUCAUUCCAAUGACUCCAUCCUCCCGGCACACAUUGUGUUCGGAGCUGACUGGCCAACAGUGGCCUUGAUAGAGCCUCAAAGCCCCCGCGGGGCUCUGGAGCUGGGUGGAGCGUGUGACGUAGGUGUCCAGAAACUCCGUGUGGGGAGGCGCUGUGGGGUUGUCUCCUGUGGGGACCCAGCAGUAGCAGCCGAACGGGCUGGCCGUUCAGGAGCUGACGAUGUGCACUUGAAACCCAAAUUCACGUCCCCUGUGUGCAUUUGCAUCAUCAUGAUUUUGCAUGUUGUACAUACAUGUGUCUGGAGCUCUUCCCAGGCCAUCCGCACACUUGCCAGACACUCUUAUCACAGCUCUGUAGUCUGAAAAGGGUGUUCUGUGCGGGACAGAGAAGCACGUAGAUCUGGACCGGUGCUUGCGUGAAGCUGUUGUUUGAGUGUAAAAGUACAUAGUGAAAAUGGCUCAGUGAACUAAUAUUCCAUGUACCAAGCUGCAUUUGUACCCUUGCCAUGUUCCUGUGAGAAGCCCACAUGUAGCUGCAAUGCCCGUUCCUCUCCUUGGAGAUCACUCUUUCUAUUCAUGUGUCGUAGGCACCUUCUUUUCAUCUGAUUAUAAAAUCCAGCAUUUCAGGACUGGGCUUUUGCCAAAAAAGCAAGAAAGCAAGAAAGCAAAUAUGAGCGUUUGUCACUGAUUUCCUGCUAGUCCACUGGGCAUCUGAAGAAUUCAAGUGUGUUAAAAUCACAAGGUUUUUUUAAGCCCUGGAGCAUGACCUUUAUGCUAAACCAGUGGGCUGCAUUGAAUUUCCUGAAAGUAUCUGGGCUCUGUUACUGCAAAAACUCCUCAAACAGAGGAAGUCUGUGUGUCAAUGCCACUCUCUCAUGGGACAAGAGGAGGGACCAGAAGUUGCCAGAAAUGUUUGUUGUGUAAACCAAGAUGUGGACAUGUGUGCAGCGUAACAAUUAUCAACACAAUCGCACUGUGUACACAAUACCCAGAACCACCGAUGUUUUCGUUUUGUCUACACUAGAAAUCCAUGUAAAUUGCAGCUCCCUGGUUGACACGGAUGUGCGAGUGUGUGCACCUCAUUUCCACAUUUCCACGGUCUGGAGUCCCAGCUGCUGAAGGGCGGUGGCUCUUCUUCAAUAGUGCUCUGCUCUUGCAGAACCCGUAGCCUUCGGGACACCCCGCGUGCCUUACACGGCUUGUCAACACCGCGCUGGAUAUCAGGAAUCGGAGGGUGUGCCGGGAGUGGGUUUGGAGGCAUCGUGACGUCAGUCCACACUUACCAUCACCCCAUCACUGAAACCUUAAGAUGGAUUGUGUGUUUUAACACAGUAAUGGAUUUACAUUUAGGCUCAGGAAAAUCAAGUUGUAAAUAUGUGUAUCAAAUCAUCUAUUUGUUUACUGUAUUUUAAAAAGCUUUAUUGUAAAUUUAUGCAAAAAUGAACUAGGACUUGUUUUAUCGUGGCAACACGCCAGCCAGUAUCUGUGUCCUCUGAAGCAGCUCCUUACUAACCACACUCUAAACAUGUGAUAUUCUGUUCCGUGCUAAACAGUAUUCACAGGCCUGAAAUAGGUUUGUAUGGUGGUCAACUACAAAAUUUUGCACAUAUUUUUGUAUUGUGAUUCCUAUGAUAUAUACCAGAGAAUUUUUACUCAUUUGUAAAUUAUUGUACAGUUUUAAUAAAAAAAAAUGUUUUAAAUCUUAA
Messenger RNA from Canis lupus familiaris (dog), 6378 nucleotides. RefSeq names its product Janus kinase and microtubule interacting protein 3 (gene JAKMIP3). NCBI's taxonomy places the organism in Eukaryota, Metazoa, Chordata, Mammalia, Carnivora, Canidae. Gene Ontology annotation, molecular function: microtubule binding; kinase binding. The record is from RefSeq and is a predicted model, not a curated record. The transcript is spliced from 24 exons. Bases 526 to 3219 code for a protein of 897 amino acids.